AUUCCAGAAUGGUAGUUUGUUCUUUGUCAAGGUUUUGGCAGCUUUUUGACUGGCUCUUUUAUUCUGAAUCCGGAUUUAGGGUCCAGUAAGUUUCCAUUUAAUCGAACUCUAUGUGGUGUUGAGUGUUCUCCUCUUCGGACCUGAAAUGGAGAGGGCUUGGAUCCCUGCCAGAUCAUAUCUUCUCUGUUUAUCCUUGUCGUUGCCACCACAAACCCCACCUCCCCACCCCCCUCAAACCCUCACUCGAAAAUAAGGCAAACGGCAAGCAUUUGCGAAAGUCAUUAGCUAACUGACGAAGGAAGUUGGUAUACAAAGCGAAAGAUGGUGAGUCCCAGUCUUUGGAUAGAAUUCUUCUGUUUUUGAGUGGAAAUUAAAUCAUGGCAUUCGAGACCAAUUGCUAAAGGUGGAAGGCAACUGCUGAACGACAGGAAAAGACUCUAUAAGGAGAUGGUUUUGAACGAAGCCAUAGCACAUAGUUUAUUCCUCAAUAUUUAACUUUGGGGACUCCCUAUCCGACACUGGGAACUUGCCGCUCAUCCUAAAUGCUUCAACUCUGCCAAUCGGCAGCCUUCCUUAUGGCAUGACCUUCUUUGGUCGCCCGACGGGUCGUUUUUCUAAUGGACGGUUGAUCAUAGACUUCCUAGCUGGCGCUUUUGGGUUCCCUUUCCUUCCACCAUUCUUAGCUCGCGGCAAAGACUUCCAUCAAGGAGCCAAUUUUGCGGUCUCGGGUGCCACAGCAAUCGACAUUGAAUUCUUCCAAGGGAGAGGCCUUGGCGAUAUCGCUAGGGUCAAUCAGUCAUUGAGCGUCCAGCUUCGGUGGUUCGAGGAGUUGAAGCCUUCUCUCUGCAACUCAACUAGAAGCUGCAAGGACUACUUCAGUAAAUCUCUCUUCAUGAUCGGAGAGAUUGGAGUGAAUGAUUACAGCACUCCCUUGAGAGCAAGGAGGAGCUUGAAGGAAGUGAGAUCAUACGUGCCCAAAGUCAUCGAAGCAGUGUCGACGGUGACCGAGAGAUUGAUUGAAAAUGGGGCGGUGGACCUGGUGGUGGCGGGGGAUCCACCCCUCGGAUGCUUUGGGGUGUUCCUCACGCUUUACAUGAGUUCUAAGAAAGAGGACUAUGACCCCAGUACUGGAUGCCUGAACAAGUUGAACGAUUUGACGAGAUACCAUAAUAGGAUGCUGCGUCGGUUAUUGGAACAGUUCCGGACCAAAUACGCACGGUUAAGGUUCACUUAUGCGGAUUACUAUGAUCCAGUAAUUCGACUGGCUCGCAAUCCGACACGCUAUGGAUUCAGCAAUGGAGCUUUAAAAGUCUGCUGCGGAGGUGGCGGCUCAUAUAAUUUUAAUGCAACCCUUUUUUGCAGUCAACCAGGUUUUAACGUGUGUAAAGAUCCCUCGACUUACGUAGGUUGGGAUGGCAUCCAUUUAACGGAAGCUGCCUACCGUUUCAUUGCCAUGGGUUUGCUGAAUGGUCCUUUUGCUGACCCACCCCUUAUGAGAAGCGGUGUGGCCGUGGAUACGAGUUUAGCCAAUCAAAAUUUCUUAAAACAGAAAACUUUAUACCAUUUGGCAUCCACUAUAUUCUGUAUAUUUCUCUUGGCAUGUGGCUCGGUUUCUUCAUAGUGAAGUGGAAUUAUCACAAGCUUGAUUGCCACGGAUCUAUUUUAUAAUGAUUCAUGAAGAGGCUUGAGGAACUUCACUUUCCUCUAGUUAUGGCGAAAUGACGCAUCAUAAUAAAAUUCCAGUAAUUUGCUUACCA
Molecule: messenger RNA, 1757 nt
Organism: Elaeis guineensis (African oil palm)
Lineage: Eukaryota; Viridiplantae; Streptophyta; Magnoliopsida; Arecales; Arecaceae
Product: GDSL esterase/lipase At5g45910
Molecular function (GO): hydrolase activity, acting on ester bonds
Source: RefSeq, a predicted model, not a curated record